AUGAACAUCUGUGGGGUGAAUGGUGGCGGAGCCAUCCACUCUCCGAACUUGCUGGCCUGGGUGGUGUCCAGGAAACGGGGCCUGGCUGCAGAAGCGGCCUCCGCUAGGGGGCUUCGGCUGGAGCAUUCCCGGGGGCGUCGCCUGCUUCCGCUGCUGCCUCCUUCAGUGAAAGUCCCUCUUGGGUCCAGCUGCCAGAGCCACCGCGCUCCCACAGGCCGAACGGGAGACACCCCAGGUCUGCGUGGCCCCCGUGCCACCACGCCCAGUGGCCGCCGGAGCCCCACGAGCAGGGGGAGGAGCCGCAGCCCGUGGAGGCGGAGGAGCCUGGAGGAGGCGGAGACGGCAGAGAUGGCAGAGAAGGUGGAGACCGCAGGGAAGGUGGACGCCACCAGGAAGGUGGAGACCGCGGAGGACUCGGGCCCUGGGGCUGAGCUCGGGCUGGAGCGGGAGCCCGAGCCCAAGCCGGAGCCCGAGCAGGAGCCCGAGCAGGAGCCCAAGCCCUAACCAGAGCCGGAGCUGAAACCUGAGCCCGAGCCCGUGCCCUUACAGGAGGCAGAGCAGCAGCCUAAGGGGGAGCCCGAGCAGGAGCCGAAGGAUGAGAUCCCAGCGCAGAGCGGCGGUGGCGGCAGCGGCGACGAGGUUCCUCCCCCCACCCUUCCCUCCGAUCCGCCGCGGGUCCCCGAUCCCUCUCCACGCCGCAGUCGUGCCCCACGCCGCCGACCCCGGCCCCGGCCCCAGACUAGGCUCCGUACCCCGCCGCAGCCUAGGCCACGGCCCCCGCCCCGGUCCCGGCCCCGGCGCGGUCCUGGGGGCGGGUGCCUGGAUGUGGAUUUUACCGUGGGGCCACCAGGUUGUUCCCACGUGAACAGCUUUAAGGUGGGAGAGAACUGGAGGCAGGAAUUGCGGGUUAUCUACCAGUGCUUCGUGUGGUGUGGAACCCCAGAGACCAGGAAAAGCAAGGCAAAGUCGUGCAUCUGCCAUGUGUGUGGCACCCAUUUAAACAGACUCCACUCUUGCCUUUCCUGUAUCUUCUUUGGCUGCUUCACAGAGAAACACAUCCAUGAGCACGCUGAGACAAAACAGCACAACUUAGCGGUAGAUCUUUAUUAUGGAGGUAUAUACUGCUUCAUGUGUAAAGACUAUGUGUAUGACAAAGACAUUGAGCAAAUUGCCAAAGAAGAGCAAAGAGAAGCCUUGAAAUUACAAGCCUCUGCCUCGACAGAGGUUUCUCAGCAGCAGUGUUCAGUGCUGGGCCUUGGUGAGAAAUAUCCCACCUGGGAAAUGACCAGGCCUGAGUUCGAACUGCUGGGACACAACCCCCGAAGAAGAAGAAUCGCCUCAAGCUUUACCAUCGGCCUACGAGGACUGAUUAAUCUUGGCAACACAUGUUUUAUGAACUGUAUUGUUCAGGCCCUGACCCACACUCCAAUACUGAGAGAUUUCUUUCUCUCUGACAGGCACCGGUGUGAAAUGCCCAGUCCAGAGUUAUGUCUGGUCUGUGAGAUGUCUUCGAUCUUUCGGGAGCUGUAUUCUGGGAACCCAUCUCCUCACAUUCCCUAUAAGUUACUGCACCUGGUGUGGAUACACGCUCGUCAUUUAGCAGGGUACAGGCAGCAGGAUGCCCACGAGUUCCUCAUCGCUGCCCUAGAUGUUCUGCACAGGCACUGCAAGGGCGAUGAUGUUGGCAAAGUGGCCAGCAAUCUCAACCACUGUAACUGCAUCAUAGACCAAAUCUUCACAGGUGGCCUGCAGUCAGAUGUCACCUGUCAAGCCUGCCAUGGUGUCUCCACCACUAUAGACCCAUGCUGGGACAUCAGUCUGGACUUGCCUGGCUCUUGCACAUCCUUCUGGCCUAUGAGUCCAGGGAGGGAGAGCAGCGUGAAUGGGGAAAGCCACAUACCAGGCAUUAGUACCCUCACGGACUGCUUGCGAAGGUUUACAAGGCCAGAGCACUUAGGAAGCAGUGCCAAAAUCAAAUGUGGUAGUUGCCAAAGCUACCAAGAAUCUACCAAACAGCUCACUAUGAAGAAGUUGCCAGUUGUUGCCUGCUUUCAUUUCAAACGAUUUGAGCACUCAGCCAAACAGAGGCGCAAGAUCACUACAUACAUUUCCUUUCCUCUGGAGCUGGAUAUGACACCAUUUAUGGCGUCAAGUAAAGAAACCCAAAUGAAUGGACAGUUGCAGCUGCCAACUAAUAGUGGGAACAAGGAGAAUAAGUAUUCCUUGUUUGCUGUGGUUAAUCACCAGGGAACCUUGGAGAGCGGCCACUACACCAGCUUCAUUCGGCACCACAGGGACCAGUGGUUCAAGUGUGAUGAUGCCGUCAUCACCAAGGCCAGUAUUAAAGAUGUGCUGGACAGUGAAGGCUAUUUACUGUUCUAUCACAAACAGGUCCUGGAACUCGAGUCAGAAAAGGUGAAAGAAAUGAAUACACAAGCUUACUAA
Microtus oregoni (creeping vole) is the source of this 2445-nucleotide messenger RNA. RefSeq names its product ubiquitin carboxyl-terminal hydrolase 27-like. The transcript has 3 exons. The record is from RefSeq and is a predicted model, not a curated record. Gene Ontology annotation, biological process: protein deubiquitination. Lineage: Eukaryota; Metazoa; Chordata; Mammalia; Rodentia; Cricetidae. Gene Ontology annotation, molecular function: zinc ion binding; cysteine-type deubiquitinase activity.